Dovyalis caffra is the source of this 1299-nucleotide messenger RNA. Lineage: Eukaryota; Viridiplantae; Streptophyta; Magnoliopsida; Malpighiales; Salicaceae. The record is from the annotation of a GenBank genome assembly.
AUGAGAGCAAGAAGUAGAAGCAAGCUUCUCUGCAAUCAAAUGCCUCAAAACAUCCCAUCUUUCAACUCCAAUAAUGCGAAAAUCAAAAGGAUCAGUUCUCUUUUCGCUCACUUCUCCAUUGAAUUUCGAUUCCUUACAACUUCUCUAACUGACCCUUCAGUAAAACCCCACACAGAUUUAUCUCUUAUUAACUUUAAUGGUAUUGCACACUCUGUGAUAUCUAAAUAUUCUCAUUUCUUUGAUAAAAAUGAACCCAAAAGAGACAACUUUUUUAAUGAUGCUUCUUUUAAAACCCUGCUUUUAGAUAUCUCUGAUGUAAUACCUGACCUUACUCGUCGUUUUUUGAGGGUUUUGAGGUUGAAACCAGAAGAUGUGCUUGAAAUAUUAAUGGGUUUUCAAUUUGAGUGUGAAAGAGUUGCAGUUAAGGGUACAAAGGUUGAGUCUUUAUGGGAGAUUUUCAAGUGUGCUAGGGAACAAGAUAAGGGUUUUAGGCAUUUUCCUAAGUCAUGUGAGGUUAUGGCCUCUAUUCUUGUUAGAUAUGGGAUGUUUAGAGAGGUUCAGUUAUUGCUUUUGGCAAUGGAGAGACAAGGAAUUUCAAUGGAUAGUAGUGGGAUUUUUGUUAGUUUGAUUGAAGGGUAUGUUGGUGUUCGUGAUUUAGAAAGGGCUUUUUUAGUGUAUGAUCAAAUGAGGGAGGGAGAUUUAGUGCCUUCGUUGUCAUGUUAUCGUGUUCUUGUUGAUCUUUUGUUAAGAAUGAAGAGAACCCAGAUGGCAUUUCGAGUUUCUUUAGAUAUGGUAGAAUUGGGAGUUGAUGUCAGUGAAAGAGAGAAGGCUAGUUUUGAGAAUGUUGUCAGAUUACUUUAUAGGGAUGGAAUGAUUCAAGAAGCGAGGAAUUUUAUUAGGAAGGUAAUGGCCUUAGGUUUUGAGCCUAGCAGCUUGGUUCUUAAUGAGAUUGCUCGUGGGUAUUGUGAGAAGAAGGACUUUGAGGAUGCAGUAAGGUUUUUUGCUGAAAUGAAAUGUUCCCCAAAUGUGCCUACUGGCAAUAAGAUUUUAUUUAGUUUAUGUACUAGUUUUGGUGUAGAGAGAGCAAAUUUAUUCAGGCUCAAAUUGGAGCACUUGGGCUUUAUGCCUGAUGAAAUAACUUUCGGGAUCUUGAUUUGUUGGUGUUGUCGUGAAAGGAAAUUGAGGAAUGCCUUCAAUUAUUUAUCAGAGAUGUUAUCUCGAGGCCUAAAGCCUGAUAUGUGGUGUUAUCAUGCUCUUAUCAGUGCAUUGUUUAUGGAAGGCCUAUGGAAGCAUGCAUGA